Molecule: messenger RNA, 5767 nt
Organism: Sceloporus undulatus (fence lizard)
Lineage: Eukaryota; Metazoa; Chordata; Lepidosauria; Squamata; Phrynosomatidae
Gene: DENND2C
Product: DENN domain containing 2C
Exons: 20
Coding region: 530-3127 (865 amino acids)
Source: RefSeq, a predicted model, not a curated record
AGCGGAGGGAGAGGAGCUGGAAGGGGCCUCCUCCGCCAUCGCCUUGCCCUGGCAGACGCUAUUUGGAAUAAGUAAGACCCUACUUUGUUCUUUGUGUCCGUCAGAUGGAAUACAGGCAAGACAAGAUCAAGUCCUAAGACCACUGAAUACAGAUGUUGAACCAGCUUUGCAUGGUGCUGUUAGUUGACUCAUUUGGGCUAUCAGCCUCCCACUCUGAGUCCCAAGCAAAGAGUAUGCUAACAAAGAUACAUGUGAAAGUUUAAUCCAUCAUUUCUACCACAUCUCUGCUGCAUGUACAUCAGUGUAAGGAAGCUGAGAGAGGUAGUUAUUAUACCAUGGGACUUCUAUUCUGUGAAGGUUGGCAUCUGGUUAUGCUUCGCCUUCCAAUGGAAGAGUUGGAUCACACUGUAAAUUGGAUUUGAUUGAAGAUCAACAAAGCCUUGAUUUUUGGAAUGACAAAUCUUUGAUAUCCAGUUGGAAGGCAGUAUGCUGUGUUAGGGCUGUAGUAAAUGUAUCUUGACUGCCUGCCAUGCACCCCACAGGGAGUGUAGACACCAACUUUUCACGUUCUGCUUUACAAACUCUCUCUCGUAGCCACUGCCGGAACAUAAAGCAAAAGAUCUCUCAGUGGGAGGGGCGGACAAAAGGGGGCUGCCAGGAGGAAAGGCCAAAACCCAAAGACUUUGGGGUCAAGUAUGGCCAUGACAGCAGAAAGAAGCCAACAGAGCUCCGACACAGCAGCGAUGAAAGAGGACUAGCAAAUGUUCAGAGUCUCGGCUUAGAUUUCCGGGAAAAUUCUCAUCUCUGUUCUGUAACGGAGGAAGAAGAUGAGAGGCUUCAAGAGGGUUCAGAGAGCCCUAGGGUUGGGCAGCUCUACAAUGGCUUUUCUUCUGAAGGAGAGGCCAGUCAGGACUGGCAAGGGGAAAGAUUGCCACCAGGGAAUUUCUAUACCUCAAGAGACCUGUGGAAACAGAUAGAAUCUUAUCCAUCUAUAGCUUUGGACUUGAAAAGGAAUUGGGAAAGCUGUAGCUCAACAGAGAAAACACUGACUGUGACUCCAACAAAGAGCUCAGAGAACAUAUACUGUGAUGUUGAGGGCCAGGAUGAGCAGCCAGCCAUCAACCCGGUACCCAAACCACGAAGGACUUUCCGUUAUCAUUCUGAGAAGGACCAUAAGGAUGGCUGUGAUGGAGAACACAUUGAGAGGAAGCCCCCCGAACACCAGUGUAAUGGUGGUUGCCCUCCAGCAACUUCCCAUGAUCCUGAGCAGAGAGUGGUCAGCCGAGGAAUCCGAGGAAGAUCCAAGAGAAAGUCAUUUGAGUUUGAGGACAUUCAAGGUUAUCGCAACCGGCUAGCAGCCAUGGAGUACCAAAAACUUCACGAGGAACUGAAUGGCACCACAAACGUCCGCCUCUAUUGCACACAGUCAGAGGACAACCUCUAUGAGGACAUUAUUGAUCCUGCUAAAGAGAACUUGUAUGAGGAUAUUAAAGUGAAGCCUCUUUGGAGGAUCCCUUCUGCUUGGAAGCUGCCUCCAUCCCGUAAUACUUUCAACCCGCCCAAGCUUGUAUUGAAGAUACAAGAUAUCUUUGACUUAAAACGAGGAAAGAAGCGAGUGAAGUUGGUGGCACAGACAGGAAGAGAAGUUUCUCUAGCCAAAGGUGAAACCAAUGGGUAUGACAGCGAACCGGAGAAUGUGCCAAAAAGUCGCCAUAAACGCCUCCUGCAGGUACAAGCUCAGUCCAAGAGGAACCCACACUAUCAGACGCUGGAACGGGACCUCAUUGAGUUCCAGGAACAGCAACUUUUUGAGCUCUUUGUGGUAGUAUCCCUACAGAAGAAACCUUCAGAAGCAACCUACACUCCUCAGAUUAUACAGCAGUUUCCUAGCAAGCCUGAUCAUCCCUUUCGGCAGCCUAAGGAUACUGAAGAGAGGCUGAAGGUCAUCCCCAAGUUCUGUUUCCCUGAUCCCAAAGACUGGUUCCCAACAUCAGAGUUAAAAAGUGAAACCUUUUCCUUUGUACUGACUGGUGAAGAUGGCAGCCGCUGGUUCGGAUAUUGUAAGAAGCUCUUGCCAGAAGGAAAAGGGAAGCGACUUCCUGAGGUAUACUGCAUGGUAAGCCGCUUAGGCUGUUUCAACCUUUUCUCUAAGAUACUAGAUGAGGUGGAGAAGAGACGAGAGAUGUCCCCAGCUCUUGUGCAUCCUUUCAUGCGCAGUGUCAUGGAGGCACCUUUCCCUGCUCCUGGGCGCACCAUCACUGUGAAGAGCUUUCUACCAGGUGCUGGAAAUGAGGUGAUUGAGCUUUGCCGCCCAUUAGACUCUCGGUUGGAGCAUGUUGACUUCGAUUGUCUCUUUAAGUGUCUCAGUGUCUCUCACUUGAUCCAAGUCUGUGCUUCCCUCCUGCUGGAAAGGAGAGUGAUCUUUGUUGCUGACAAUUUAAGCACCUUGUCCAAGUGUGGCCAUGCUGUGGUUGCAGCACUCUACCCAUUCACCUGGCAACACACCUAUAUUCCUGUUCUUCCAACAUCUAUGAUAGACAUUGUCUGCUCACCUACCCCAUUCCUUAUUGGCAUUCUCUCCUGCUCCUUAACCCAGCUCCAAGAUCUGCCUAUAGAAGAGGUACUGAUUGUUGAUCUUUGUGGUGAUAAAUUUUUGCAACAGGUGUCAGAUGAGGAUGAAAUUCUACCUCACAAGCUCCAAUCUGCACUCAUACAGAUUUUAGAAGAAAGGAACGAAAUCUUGUUUCAUGAGAGGAGUUAUACACAAGGUGAUGUGACCCUGGACUCUCUAGUAUCUGAGGCUUUUGUCCGCUUCUUUGUGGAGAUUGUGGGGCACUACUCCUUGCACAUGCAUGUCACUGACAAAGGGGAGCGAGUAUUCCAGCGAGAACCCUUCCGGAAAUCCCAUACCUCCCGCAAUGUGCGCCAUUUCCUUGAAAUCUUUAUGGAGACACAAAUGUUUGCUGGUUUCAUACAGGACAGAGAACUCCGAAAGAGUGGAGUUAAAGGUUUGUUUGAAGUCCGUGCCUUGGAAUAUUUGGAAACUAUUCCAGAAUCUGAGCCAAGUGGGAUGAACAAAAUCCUUCGUAGUCUGGGUAGCAAAAUGAAGUUUCUGCAAAAGAAGUAAGAAGACAACUUCGGAAUAGCUGCUAAGCGUGGCUUUCAGUUCCCAGUCAGCCAUGACACGGUGGCAUUUCAUUGCUUAUCAUUGUGGUAUCAGAUCAGAUUUCUGGGAUUCAGCACAAGAUUAGUUUCAAGAGACUGGAAAACGAAGUGCACCAAAUCUGAUUGGAAUUACUGUUCUUUACUUUGUCUGGUCCUACUGGAGUAUUACUGGGAGAAACUGGGUUUCCAAUUGACAAACUGGUCUGCAAAGAGGAACUUGGUUAAGUGUCUGAACUAAAUCCUUUUUUAUGCUGCUUGGCCUACAGACUUUCUCACUUCAGCCACUGUUUGAGAGUUGUUUUUUUUAUAAAAAAAAGCUUAAAGCAAUCCAAGAGCUAAGUUGAUAACUUUUAAAAAGAAGAAUGUGCCUAGAAAGAGAAAAAUAUUUCAGAAACUGUCAUACAGCAGUACAGAGAUUCUUUGCACAAGAAAAUAUUCCCUAAAACUGGAAAGGCAAACUUGUUGAAGUUCGUCCAUCCUUAUCUACAAUCCUGUAAAGUUCUCUCUGGUGUAUUGGCCUAGGUGUUCCCAUUAACUGUCUCAGCAACUAUUUUAGUGCUAUGUUACAAAGCUGUAUAUUUUGUGGAUACAGAAAUCAAAAUAAGAACAUCCCUUUGUUUGCUCUCCUUUUUUUAUAAUGUAAGACUUGGCCUUUGUUUUUGAAUAUACAUAUUUUCUGACUUUUUACAAGAUCGUCUCUACUACAUCAGGGAUAUACCUCACACAAGAGUAGUGUUUACUUUGUCAGGAAAAUGCAGUUUGCUCAUCUUUUUUUAAAAUGCAGAACUAAAAUGAGGUGAUUUAGUUUAACGUGAAAACAUUGAGAAAAAAUCAAGUGAGUUUCUUGCAACAGCAUUUUGCUGUGAAACCUGAAUGAAUUAGAAAUACACUUGUCCCUCGGCAUUUGUGGUCUUGCUAUUCGCAUCCCUUGGUCUUUCAUGAACGACAAGCACUAAGGGACAAAAUGGUGCAUGCACAGGAAUAUACGGCCAUUCAAGUCUAUGGGGCUUGAAUAUUUGCAAUUUUUCGUUUUCGUGGUGGGUGUGGAAGGGAUCCUCCACAAAAAUGGAGGAGCAACUAUAGUUCUUCCUGGAUGCAUCCUAGCACUCAUUUGCCAUAGCUGAACAUUUGUUUCAACAUUAAUUACAAAUACUUUCUUAUCUAAACCUAUACCUUAUAUUACCUGCUUUUAAGAAAUAUUGAUUCCUUAAAUCAAUUACAUUACAGGGAAGAAACGAAUGCACUCCCUUCUGAUCUUUGCUUCAGUGAUUUGUACACCAUCUGAAGUAAUUGUUUUAAAAUGGCAAAUACCUAUGUGACAUAUUUAGUCAACUAUGAUGCACAACAUUGUUCUUGCAGGACUAUUCCAGUUGCUUCUGUGGAUCUGUUCUCCAGUGGAGCUUUAUUGUAUGUUUACAUGUGACAAAUAGAUGCAGGUGUAAUACAUAGAACUGAUGCUCAGUCUUGGAAUGAGUAAAAAAUUGCCCCAAGAAGAGGGUUUACUUUGAAGCUUUGAUGUGCAGCGUACUGAUAUACAGGAUUGAUCUUUCUCUGCAAUACAACCAAAUUGGCCUCUUAGUUUUGUUGAAAAUUGGAUUUGGUGUCCAUGUGAUUACAGGUAAAGUGCCUAUAUCUGAAAAGUACUGCUUGUGCCAGGGAGAGAUUAGGAAUAAUCCUUACAAAACAUAAAAUGUACUAGACGAAGAGGAGAAAACAUUUUUUAAAAUGUUGAGGAUAGCACCAGAGAAUUUGUGAAAUUUCACCAUGACUUGAAGUUUCUGUGUACAGUCUGAACUUCCAUCUGUGUUUACAGUGUUUCAGGCAGAAGGAACUGGCAAAACCUUGGGGCAAAUGAUGCUCCAGGAGAUGAAGAAAAGAUGUGCUUUCUAGAUACAAUUGUGCAAAACCAACAACUCACCCCUAUGUAGAUUUACUGAGAGCUAAGGCUCUCUUAAUCCAGUGGGAUUUACUCCCAAGCAAGUGUUUCUAGGAUUUUAUCCUUAAGCAAAGAGUAAAUACCACAAAUUCAGUGAUCCAUAAUUCUAAGUAAGCCUGCCUAGCUUCACGCUGUAACAUGCGGGACCUUAAUGAAAUAAUUCUGUGUGGUUUAAAAUAAUUGACCUAGCUUGUUACUGCAGUUUUGUUUUGAAUGUCUUCUGCUGUUGCUCUCCCAUAGACAGAUUCUAGAGAAAGCAAGUUCUAAGUCAGCGAUUUUAAAAUAUGUAUUAGCACUUGAACAAUUGCACUUGAUCAGAAGAGCAGGAAGAAGCACCUUAGUGGCCAUGUGGUUCUGUUAUUCAGGCCCUCCUUCUGGUUAGUUUACACGUCCUAUGAUGUGUAACCUAUGGUAAUCUUCAUAGUUCCAGUCCCCCUGUUCCACACUCCCUUCAUUUUGAUGAAGACAUGUUCCCUCAUACCAUGUGUACUUCUGGUCAGUGCUUGUCUUUUUCUUGUAUAAUUCCUUUGUGUUUUAUACAGCCUGUUUCAUUCUUUCUGGAUAAAGCCAUAUUCUGUGGUAUGCAGAUGAAACCAAAACUUUAUGUACAGUUAACAGAACAAACCAAGUUCCUUCAGAAACUAGUUCAAAAUAAAAUGUACUGAG